CUCUGUGACUCUCCACUUGCUUUCAAUCUGCGCACCUUUUGGUCUGCAAAAGUUCGGAUGGCAAUAAUCUUCAAUGUCUCGUUGGACUGACGAUUGGGAAACCCAUUCGCCUCAGUCUGGUGACGGGCAGACGUCACAGACGUCUUGGCGGUAUGAGAGUGAUGAAGCAAGUAACGACGUCAACGGCCGCCGCCAGCCAGAUCGGUCGGCACAGCUUGAUAGCUCUGAUGACUACUGGAGCGAGAGAUCUCAGCCGGUUGAUUUCUUGAGCCCAGGCAACACCGUGACUGUAGACGAGACAGAUGCCUCACCAGGCUUAGGACAAGACACUGAGGAUGCGGAGGUUCCUGCACUGCCCUCAAGCGUGGAGCAGGAGAUGGAUGAGUUGCUGGCAAGGUGCCGGGAAGCCGAACAAAGCAGCGGACCCUGGAGUCAGGCCAACAGUUUGUCCGUUUCCUCAACCACCAAACGUCCAGACAUGGUGUAUUUCGUGACCUUGCUGGAGCAGCGUGUGGCGUUGGCGCCCCCCUCUCCGCCGACGGCUGCACAAAGAGUGCCAAGGCGGAAGAGGCCAAAGCGGCACGGCUAUGUACUGAACUAUCAUAGCUGCCGGCAAGAAGCUCGAAUUGAUGAGGAGGUUUUGCUACAAAUGCACAGUGGUGCUAGCAGCCCUACUGCCCAACAGAAAGAAGAGGUGGCGGAGAAGGCCACCAAUCGGGCUUUAGCCUUGCCUCAUGUUCUGGAGCAGCUGCGGCCAGAGGUCCGCUCUUGGAGUCCUCUCCGCCAGAGCCCAGUGAAGAUGACGCCUGGAGGAGCCCCGAACGUAGCGUCCUGGCCAGGCACCAGCUCGACUUGGAUGGGAUCCUCUGAGCCUCCUGGGACUGCGGGCACUGCCUCCAGUGCCAGUGAUGCCCUCGAGGCAGAGACUAUCUUCAACAAUGGUCUUGCGAGUCCGAAAAGGGUUCGAGGCAUGUCGAAGGAGGCCCAUGCGGCUUCGCGGCGUACGAGCAGCAAGCCUCGGCAAGUCUUAGUGUUUCCGAUGAAGGAGCGAAAUAGGAGGAGACAUAAAUCGCCAGCACCCAAGCCAAAAGGCAAAGUGCUGUGGCUACCACCGCUGCGGCAGGUACCAGCCCCACAUGCUAGUGUCCUGCCGCUGGAGCGCCGCAAUCGCCUCCCAGACCCCGUGGAGCCGCCGAAAGAGGCUGAGGAAGCAGCUGACCUCAAAGCUUGAAAGGCUGAGCUCAUUGAGCAUCCGGCAGCGGCUCUAGUAGCAAGGGGUAGUCAAACCAUGUCAAGUCAGAGAUGCAAUCUUCAAAAACUGUCUUGAGGACGAGGGCUGUUGUUUUAGCUUUGAUGGGCUCUCAGAUCUGUACGUACGAGUCAACACGGCUCGUUUUCCUCAAAAUAUUGUACAAAUGGCAUUUGUUGCUGUCUACUUGGCUGAAAUUGGGCCAUAGUGAAUCGCCUGAUGGCCGUCAUGGCUGUACAGAGCCUCUUUUUGUCAGGUCCUGUAGCCAACUGGUAACCCAGAGGCUCCAUCUAGAAACAAGAUGCUGGAACAA
Molecule: messenger RNA, 1562 nt
Organism: Durusdinium trenchii
Lineage: Eukaryota; Dinophyceae; Suessiales; Symbiodiniaceae
Source: the annotation of a GenBank genome assembly